AGGCUUUCCCACUGUCAAACGCCGCCUGCCGAAAAAGGGACGCCGGCUUGUAGUGUUUUGCUCGGUGAAAAAUUGCACAUUUUCCGGUGAAAAAUUGGAUAUUUUCCGUCAAACAGGUAGGAUUUGCACAGCCCCAACAUGAGCGCCGGUGGAAUGCUGUACGGCGGCGAUGAAAUCGGCGCCCUGGUGUUCGAUCCCGGUCAUCAUUCGCUGCGAGUCGGAUAUGCUCAGGAAGACACCCCGAAGGCGGAGAUUCCUUCUGUGGUCGGAGUUGGACCGGCGGAUGCUGCGCUAAACUCGGACCUGGAAACGAAAGUGGACAACAAUGUCGCAAGUGCCAACAAAUACUACGUGGAUACGACCUUUGUCAGCGUUGCCCGGCCGAAUAUGGAGAUUCAAACCUACAUGAAGGACGGAAUGGUCGACAACUGGGAUCUGUUCGAGAAGGUGCUGGACUAUACCUACGCGAAGGUGAUCCAGUCGGAAUCUAUGUACCAUCCGGUACUGUUCUCCGAAGCGGCGUGGAACGUACGGAACAACAGAGAACGGCUGACGGAGCUGAUGUUCGAGAAGUACAGCGUUCCGGCUUUCUUUUUGGUCAAGAAUGCCGUUCUGGCAGCGUUUGCCAAUGGAAGAGCUACCGCUCUGGUGGUGGACAGUGGAGCCACCCAUACUUCCGCCGUUCCGGUUCAUGAAGGAUACGUCCUCAGUCAAGCCGUUGUGAAGUCACCUCUCGGCGGCGAUUAUCUCUCGCUGCAGUGCCGACAGUACCUCGAGGGCCAAAACAUCGAUUUAACUCCGGCGUACGGAAUCGCUGCCAAGGAUGUCAUCAAAGAGCGGGACAAUGCCCGUUUCACUCCGCGUCAACUGCCGGACAAAUUGACUUCUUCCUGGCAGCAGUACAUGCUGAAGGGCCUCCUUCAGGACUUCCAGAUGUCGGUUGUGCAGGUUCUGGAAACGCCAUAUGACGAGCGCACAGCAGCUCAGAUCCCAGCUGUCCAUUACGAGUUCCCCAACGGGUACCAUCAGGAUUUCGGUCCAGAGCGAUUCAAGCUGGCCGAAAGCCUGUUUGACCACACGAUGCUGGGAGCCGGUCAGUUGGCCUCCACCAGCGUUGGAAUGUGCGAUGCCGAUGUUCGUUUAUCGUUGUACGGAUCGGUCGUCGUCACCGGAGGCAAUACUCUUCUCCCGGGCUUCCCGGAACGUUUGAACCGAGAUCUGCAGCACCGGGCACCCUCCAACACCCGGCUGAAGAUGAUUUCCGCCAACGGAUCCGUGGAACGGCGGUUCGGUGCCUGGAUCGGAGGAUCAAUCCUGGCCAGCAUUGGUACAUUCCAGCAGAUGUGGAUUUCCUCUCAGGAGUACGAAGAAUCCGGCAAAAGUCAAGUGGAAAGGAAGUGCCCUUGAACUGGGACGAUGACUAUGGAAUGGCGACAACAAAUUAUUGAAACCCUAGACUUUAAGGAUGUGCUUAGCCUGAUUAAGAUUUUACUAAUCGUGGAGCAGUGUAAUUGUAAUAGUCAGCGCUGCCUGGAAAUAGAUUGAAAGUUUAACCUCUCUGAACGUGAGUAAAAAAAAAAACUUCGUU
Molecule: messenger RNA, 1588 nt
Organism: Aedes aegypti (yellow fever mosquito)
Lineage: Eukaryota; Metazoa; Arthropoda; Insecta; Diptera; Culicidae
Gene: Bap55
Product: actin-like protein 6A
Exons: 3
Coding region: 139-1407 (422 amino acids)
Biological process (GO): regulation of transcription by RNA polymerase II; nervous system development
Cellular component (GO): SWI/SNF complex; NuA4 histone acetyltransferase complex
Molecular function (GO): chromatin binding
Source: RefSeq, a predicted model, not a curated record